UCCAUUAUACCACCAGUCACUUCUUCUCAGCGUUGUUAGUGCCAUUAGAACUUUUUAGGUAAGAUAAGCUCCUAGCUCCCCUGUGAGAUAUGGCUGAGGAAAACAAAGUUGUCGUUGAAGCAGUAAUUGAACACAGUGUCAGUGACGAAAAUGUCGUGACAGCAUCGAAAAAGGAGGUUGAAAACGGCGAUAUGGAGACCGGGAAAGAGCAUGCAGAGGCGACCGCAGCUUGUACGGGAGCGAAGGAUGGUGAUGCGGCUACGGCAGGCGAUGGAUCUGGAGAUUAUACGGAAGAGCAGUUGCACGUUUAUGCUGGGCAUGAAAAGGGAAACUAUCCUCUAUACGAAGAUAACGAACCAGCCGAUGGCGAUAACUACGAAUAUUUGGAUCACCCAGCAGAUGUCCAGUUACAUUCAUGGGGUCCAACAUUAAAGGAUUCAUUUGAAGCGGUUGUGCAAGCAAUGUUUAAUUACAUGACUGACAUCCAACAUGUAGAGAAGACCAUAACCAGAGACGUACCGGCAGAAGGAUCAGAUAUGGAAUCCUUACUCUACAAUUUCUUAGAUGAAUGGCUCUUUGUUUUCUCGUCGGAUCCCUUCUUCAUUCCUAGGGAAGUCAAGAUCACAGAGUUCGAUAUGGAAAAAUUUACAAUAAAAUCAACCGGGUAUGGAGAAUAUUUUGACCUUGUUAAGCAUCCACAGGGCACAGAGGUGAAAGCUAUCACUUAUUCCAACAUGCAGAUCCAUAAAGGUGACACAAAUGAUAUCUAUGUGAUCAUCGACAUCUGAUACAAAACUAACUUGAGAGCACAGACUUUCUCCUCAUGUGAACAACAUGAAAGCCAGUAUAUUGGACAGUGCUGACUUGAUAGCAAGCAUCUGGAACUCUGUGAAACAACGUCACACAAAUAAUGUGUAUGUGAUCAUUGAUACCAGAUGUGAACAAACAUCUUAGACUAUGUGAAAAUGAGACACCUGUUAAUAGUAGGAUUGAAUAGCAUGUGCGCUUGAAUGAAGAACACCUUGUUUCUCUUCUCAUCGUCCGCUAGAUGAUCUUUUGGUGCCUUUUUCUUUAAUUUUGAGGAAUUCAUUGAUCAUAUAGAGGAUCAUUAGCAGCUGAAAGUCCAUGGAGAACGGUAUAACAUCGUUCUAACACAACGCAAAAGAAAAUACAUGGGGCAAUGCAAAAAUAGAAUACUGUAUGUAUUGUAAGGGAGCUGAGUGAAAUAUAGUGGCACAAAAAGACGUGUCAGGAAUACAAAAUGAAUAAAAAUUCAUAAAUUGUAAUUUUAUAGCAUAGAGGUAUAACCUUAAAGUAAGGAUAUUAAGAUGGUAGAAAAUAUGUACAACCUUGAUUACAUAGGCUGAAUAUCAAAAUUGGCACUCAGAUAUUUUGAAUUACAACUUUUAACUUCCUGAUUUAACUGAUAACAAUACUUUUAUACAGUAGACUUGCGGAUGCACCAUGUGAGAGAGAGGGGGAGGAUUGGGGAGUCCUGAAAAGGACUCCCCCUCUCUCUCACAUGAUGCAUCCGCGAGUCUACUGUAUAUCUACAUCACCAUGCAAGCCGAUACUUACAAGCAGCAUCUAACAAUACUUGUGUUUUGCCACUACAUUUCAACUACAUAAACACCUAUGUGGUCCAAGACACUGAAUCUUUUUGUCAGAAAUUCAAUAUACACUGUAUAGCAUAUAAAUUAGAGUUAUCUGUUUGUCUGUUGUCUUAUAGUUUUGCCACCAUUAUGUUCUGAUAUCACUAACUUUCCCCAGUGGGUUAAUUUUAGUUUACCAAGAGGGCUAGUUGUCCUGGGGUGACUGUCCUUAGGGAUAGUUUUCCUUGGGGUGUGGUUGUCCAGAGGAUAUAGUAAAGUUGUUGCUAAGCUGUGCUAGGACACCUUUUUUCUAUUAAGCAGUGUGCCUACUACCUAAAAUAUGGGUCUGCUUUGUAUUAGACAGGAGUGUCACUAGCUUUAAAAAUAUAAUUUCCCAAAGAUGUUUGCAUAACAUUGUAUGCAUUUAGAUGUGAAGAGACUUUGAGACUAAUUUUGUUCUCCUUUAUAUGCAAAUGUA
Messenger RNA from Strongylocentrotus purpuratus (purple sea urchin), 2070 nucleotides. It is a transcript of the gene zbtb8os, whose product is annotated as protein archease. The coding region runs from base 90 to 788 and encodes 232 amino acids. Gene Ontology annotation, biological process: tRNA splicing, via endonucleolytic cleavage and ligation. Gene Ontology annotation, cellular component: tRNA-splicing ligase complex. The transcript is spliced from 9 exons. NCBI's taxonomy places the organism in Eukaryota, Metazoa, Echinodermata, Echinoidea, Camarodonta, Strongylocentrotidae. The record is from RefSeq and is a predicted model, not a curated record.